This is a messenger RNA of Beauveria bassiana ARSEF 2860, 1401 nucleotides long. Its product is annotated as UBX domain-containing protein. Bases 1 to 1401 code for a protein of 466 amino acids. The transcript has 4 exons. Gene Ontology annotation, molecular function: protein binding. NCBI's taxonomy places the organism in Eukaryota, Fungi, Ascomycota, Sordariomycetes, Hypocreales, Cordycipitaceae. The record is from RefSeq and is a predicted model, not a curated record.
AUGUUCUUCCAGGGCUCAAUUCAGCAAGGCAUAUCGUCGGCGGUCGACCAGCAGAAGCUGUUGCUGUGCUUCGUAACCGAUGGCAACGACGAGAGCCAAACAUGGGAGACUGAAUACCUCCAAGAUCAAGCUAUCAAUGGCCUAAUCACCACCAAGGCCGUCGCGCUGCGUCUCAAAGCAGGCUCUGACGAGGCUGGCUAUCUGGCUCAAAUCUUUCCACUGCCCAAGACACCCACCAUUGUCGUCAUGAAGCAUGGUGAACUCAAGGAAUACAUUGCCUCUGGCACAACCAAGGAAGACUUUCUCCGACGACUAGCCAACGCCUUCUCCACUGGCAACGUCGCGGCGCCUACGCCCGCAGCCUCCACAGCCGCUGCUGGUGCCGCUACCGCCGCCGCAGCCCCGACGCCCGACGUCGAGGCCACAGCACCCUCAUCAUCUCCAAUUACUUCCGGAAGUCCAGAGUCAGACGGUUCCGAGAAUGUCCGACGCAUUCUUGCCGAGAGGGCGGCUAAAGCGCAAAAGGAUGCUGCCGCGCGUCAAGUCAAGGAAGCCGACGCUGCCGCCGCCGCCACUGCUGCCAAGGGCAAAGGAAAAGCUGUGGCAAACUCGGAGCCGGCGCCGUCAUCCCAAACUGCCGCUCAGAAAGAGGCGGCCGAGCUGAUCAGGAAGAAUAGGGCUCAGCAAAACGAUGAGCGUCGCAGGAUUCUAAAACGAAUUGAGGAUGACAAGGCAGCUCGCCGCGAACUCGCCGCCCAUCGCAAGAAGCAAAGGGAAGAGGGCCGUGCCGCCGCCGUGGAAUCAGACGCCCAAAAGCAGCAAGCCAGAGUUGUGUCUCGCUCAAGUUCAAGCAGCCCCAGCGCCCUCGCCGCGAUCCAAGUGCGACUGUCGGACGGCUCCACGCUCAGAAACAAGUUUCCGGCCACCGAGAGCAUCAAGGAUAUCCGAACCUGGGUCGACAAAGAGCGCUCUGAUGGCCAGGGCCCGUACUACUUCAAGCAGAUUCUCACACCGCUUCCGAACAAGAAUAUUGACACCACCGAAGAAGAUAAAUCACUUCGCGAGCUUGGGCUCUCUCCGUCGUCUACGCUUCUGCUGAUUCCGAUUCAGCGAUUCGCCGCGGCAUACGAGGCACAGUGCCCCUCGCAAGGCUUCUUUAACCAGAUGAUGGUCCUGCUUUUCGGUGUUUUCACCUGGCUUCAGGGUCUCAUUGGCCUGGGCGGCGCGGCGCCCCCGCCAGGAGAGCAAGCCCCGAGCCAGCAACCAGUCAACUCGCCGGCGGCUCUACGAAACCAGCGUGUACAAGCCUUCCAGAAUCCAAAUGAUAGACGCGGCGAUCAGCAACUGUACAAUGGCAACUCGUUGAAUUUCGAGCCUAGGCCAGAUGAAGAUGAGAAGUGA